This is a messenger RNA of Meloidogyne enterolobii, 282 nucleotides long. Lineage: Eukaryota; Metazoa; Nematoda; Chromadorea; Rhabditida; Meloidogynidae. The record is from the annotation of a GenBank genome assembly.
AUGGCUAUUAUUCCGCCUCCUAAAAUAAUAACAUGGCCUUCUGAAGAAAUCUUUCUCAACCCACAAACAUAUAAACAUCAAGUUGUAAAGAAAAGAAAUACUGGCAUUAACGAGAUAUGGUUUUGUAUCACUUCAGAAUCUUCAAUUGUUAUUUCUAAACCAAACUGCGAUGAUAAUUGGAAAAAGAGAAAUGUUAAUUUAUGUGACUUGUACAGGAUAUUUCAUUGGGCAGGAACUACAGCAAUUUAUGAUAGAAUGGGUGAAUGGAAAUCAACAAGAUAA